Hippocampus comes (tiger tail seahorse) is the source of this 1824-nucleotide messenger RNA. RefSeq names its product podoplanin (gene pdpn). The record is from RefSeq and is a predicted model, not a curated record. The transcript is spliced from 4 exons. Lineage: Eukaryota; Metazoa; Chordata; Actinopteri; Syngnathiformes; Syngnathidae. Bases 300 to 860 code for a protein of 186 amino acids.
CGACGAGUACCCACACCCCUCCUCCACUCUCAGCUCACAGUCUCCCUCUUUCUUUUUUCUUUCUGCUGUGGACCAGUUUCUCUCCUCGCUCUCCUUCACUUCCACACUGCACCUCUCAUAUCCCAACUUCAGAGGGCUUCCAUCGAGAUCUCGGCACGUUUCUUUUCAUUCAUUUUUUUUUUUUCCGGGGACAGGAGUCACGAGGGUCCCUCUGGAUAAGCGCCUUGUGUGUUUGACGCUGUGAGAACAUCUGGUUGUCGUCCUGUCAUCAUCAAACCAAGGAACCAGACUUGACCGCCAUGAAUGUUCAGCUGCUGCUCCUGUUGGCCUUCUGUGCCUUCACGCAUGCGGGCCCCACAGUCCUCCCAACAGACCACGACGUUUUGAUGACUCACUCCUUAGCAGACCUCCGUACCCAUGAGCCCACAGAGGCCGGCACAGAGCUUGACGUCAUCACCGGUGCUCCGUCAACCCACCCAAUGACGGCCGAACAGCAAGAUGCGGUGGACGUCACGACCGAGGCGCAGUCUCCUCAGGCGACGCCCGGUACUGAGGAGCCCACGGUCGAGAGUGAAACCCCCACUUCGGUUGCUACCGAGGCUGCCGAACCCCUUACCACCGAGUCCCCUGCUGUGGAGAUCACCCCGACGGAGGCUCCCGAAGAGGCUGAGAUCAUCCCCCAGUGGACGGAAACUGUCAAGGUGGACAUGCCAGAUGAGGUGGUUGUUGAAGAUGGUGCAGAGGAAGGCCUGAGCUCGGGCCAGGUCGUCGGCAUUGUGAUUGGCGCUCUGUUGGCCGUCGUCAUUGUCGUCGUCGCGGUGAUCGCUGUCGUCAGGAGGAUGGGAAAAUACUCCCCCUGAAGAAGAAAAAGACGAAGGCGGCCAAGCAGCAGGAGCCGUCAAAGUUCUGGAAAUUCUGAACUACUGAACUGUGACGUCAAUUACAAUCAUUGAAACAGCAACCAACGAAUAAAUUUAACACCAGAACUUUAUGAUUCUAAGCAGGACUCGGAACUGUCAUGUUGCCGAAAGAAAAAGAUGGGAGCCUAGUUUGUGUGUCCAGUAUGUAUGAUAUGUAUGUAAGACGACAGAGACAUGCCGCUCAUUGUUCACCUCGAUGACGUCACGGCAAAUGGAGUGAUUCAUAUAAACACAAUACACAAAGGAAUUUCACCGUAAAACGUGAUCCCGCAUCAGCGAUAUAGUGAUUAGACUCGGGGUUUUUUUUUUUUUUUGUGUUUUGUUUUUAAUGGGAUCAUUGAGACGUUCGUCAGUUUGUUAGCGAGGCUACAUCCUGUUUCAGGAAAGCUGAUGUUAAGACUUUAGGAAUAGGUCAAAAGGACCGUACCAAUUUAAGACUAGGGGGAAUGCUUCUAUGGUGAUUUACACUGUGAACAGAUAUAUACAUUUCUUUAACAAGAAUGGAAAAUGUUAUGGUGCACCAUAUUUGUUCAUUUGUAGGUAGCAGGCUACUACCUGGUUCAAGAAUACUGACAUAAAACUUACAGCCAAAAAUGUCUAUCAGAAUUCUUGGGUGGUGGGAAAGUUUCUAUCUGGAUUUACACCGCAAAAAGAGAAAAGAAGAAACAUUAAAAACAUGGAGCGCCAUACUUUAUAAUUUGCUACUCAAUAGGCUACUUACUGUUCAAGACAAAUGAUGUCAUACAUACAAGCAUUUCUCUGACUUUCUGGAACAAGUUUCCGCUUUAGAAAUAGAAAAAAGGGACCCUACCAAUUUGGAUUUAUUUUUGGGGAAGGGACACUGCUUCUAUUGUGAUAUACACUGUGGAAAGAGAAAUACAUUUCCGAACAAAAGUGAAAAUCA